Messenger RNA from Symbiodinium necroappetens, 3579 nucleotides. The record is from the annotation of a GenBank genome assembly. Lineage: Eukaryota; Dinophyceae; Suessiales; Symbiodiniaceae.
AUGACCAUCCGCCAGUUUACAUCUUGGGCAACCUUGGAGCGCGCAGAUCCGGAGACGUUGGUGAACAAGCUCCGAGAGGUCUAUGUUGAGCUGGAUCCAGCCCAUGGCCUGCAUGCAAUGUAUUCCGAGCCUGUCGAGCGCGAAAAGGCAGAAUGUGGUUGCCUUUGCCUCGCAGCCCUAGCCUCGAACAGCUACGAUUACUUCGUGGCACCACAGAGGGUGGAAUCUCGAUUAGAGUCGGGCCAGUGGAACCAACUUAGAGGCAUUCUCAGCUGGGCUGCGCCCACGCAGGAGAUGCUGCAAGCCGCCUUCUUUUUGCUUUCCGUGCGAAGCAUCGGCAAGUACAGGACUGUAACGCGGCAGCUUCCUGAGGCGCAUCAACGUCCGGAAGCUGCUUUGACCAAUGUCCUGCAGCUUCAACAGGAUUUCAUCUUUCCCCAAAUGCUACAGGGUGAGAACGUACCUGCGAACCUGGCCCAGCUGCAGUGCUUCGUCCAGGAUAAAGGCGAAGAAACACUGAAAUUUUACGUUGUCUUCCUGCUGGGCUUCUUGAGUGCUCUGCAAGGUGGCACAGGGUCCAGCUUCAUGACAGCGGCCAACGCGAAGAACAUCAUCCUGGGCCUUUCCACAGUUCUCCUGAAGAUCUGGCUAUUCUUCGGCUGGCCUGCCUUUGCCGAGUCAGCGAUAGACGUUCGUUUGAGGCUGAGUGCUCAUGACCAAGACGUCCUGACGCAACAUUUUCUGGCAAGCGGUAUCCAGAGCAUGGCCAUUGUUUUCGUGCCAUGUCUUCUGGAAGUGCUCGUCGUCUUGGUGGAAGCGGUCUUCGCUGUUCGGGCAAACGAUCCAACAGCAGGAGAAAUCGUCACCGUUGACUUGUCCAACCUGGCCGCUUUCAUACUCAUGGUGCAGCUUGACUUGACCUGGCAGCAGAAUCGGUUCGUCUUCCAGACCUGUCUCUCUCGGUCCAAGCUGAUUGCGCAGCACACAUCCCAGAAGCACGACCAGGGCAAGCGAGACGUUUGGUUCCGACUGGACCUGACUGAGGACAACUGGAAUCGGGUGAACGAGAGGCAGCACGACGUGGCCCUGCUUGCCAGCACAGUGCCUGAGUCCGUCUUAGCUGGCCGCAAGCUGAGGUAUCCAAACAACUUGCGCGACUGGACGUUGGACUUUGGCUACCGGCGAGAGCUUAUGGCUGCCGAGCCUGUUCCGACUUUGGAGUUCCAGGCUGAGCUUUGUGUGCCAUGUGGUAACCGAUUGGGCGAGUGCCCGCUCUGGGAUGACCUCUGCCAAAAGCUGUGCUGGAUUGACAUUCAAGGCAAGAGCUUCUGGCAGCAUGACCCGCUCGGGCCGCGGGGAAAUGCAAAGUGCUUCGACUUGCCGAGUCGGCCCGGGUCCUUUUGCCUCACCAUGGCCCAUGGCGCCUACAUCAUCGCUUUGGAGAGCGGCUUCUCUCUCUUCGACUCCACCAAAGAGCAGCUGAUACCCAUCACGGAGGACCUGGAGCCCGGGCUUCGGACGCGCCUGAACGAUGGCCGGGUGGACUGCCAAGGGCGUUUUGUUGUGAGUGGUUGCGUGGACAAGGGCGACGAACCCAUCUCUGCAGUCUACCGCCUGAACACGGAUUUGACCGUCGAAAAGCUUCUUGCUGAUGUCCGCUGCGGAAACUCGAUUUGCUUCUCCGAGGACAGCAUGUUUUUUGCGGAUCCUGCCUUUCGUGGUACUGACCCCGAGCAGACCGGAACGGCCAACACCAUCUGGCGAUUUUUCGCGUAUGCGUCGACAGGAAUGGCCGGACCAAGUCAGGUGUUCGUCAAUGCGGCUGGUCGACCUGAUGGUUCUGUCAUUGAUGCGGAGGGCUGCCUCUGGAACGCUGAGUUCGGCGGAGGCAGAGUUGUGCGGUACUUGCCUGACGGUUCAGAGAGCAUGGUCGUCAGAUGCCCUGUCCGCUACACCACAUGCGCGACCUUCGGCGGGUCUGACCUGCAGACGAUGUACAUUACAGAUGCAUCGGUUUUCGUCAACCAGCGAGUUUCGAAAAAGCGAAGGGAGGAGUUGCCCGAAGGAUACGCCGGCGGCAUCUUCAGCGUCCGCUUGCCGACCCGAGGUUUGGCAGAGCGCCGGUUUGCAGGAAGCAUUCCGCGAGCCCAACUUCAGCGGCAGCUCGUGGACAGUGCGUGGAAGGCAUUGAAGCCCGCCGGUGUGCUCAUCUAUUCGACGUGUACCUUGAAUAGGAUGGAGAACGAGGAGGUAUGCGACUACUUGCUGAGCAGGGGGGCGCAGCCCCUGCGCAUGGCUGACCUUACAGGAAUUGACAGUCCAGGUGCAGGUGUUCCACAAGAUCAAGAAGAGCAUGUGCUCCGAGUUUGGCCACACACAUUUGACACGGAGGGCUUCUUCCUUGCAGCGUUUCUGAAGGAGGAGUCACAGGACCUUCCCCGCUGGACAAGCACACCCAGGCCUGCGGGUGCCCUGAGAUGGACACCGAUCCGUGCCACCACCCUGACGCAGCUCUUCAAGUCCUGUGAGGAUGCCUUGGGCUUUCGCCCACCUCUCAUUUCCAACUGCUCGAAUCGCUUGGUGCUGCAGGAGGAGCAGAAUCGCAUCCUCCUCCUGCCUCAGGAGGGCAUAAGCCGUGUGCCCGAAGCGCUGCAUGGCCUCGCAAAGGACCCUGGUCUUCCCAUCGCAAGAUGCACAGCGUCCGGGGACCUGCAGAUCACCGACGAGGCCCGACUGCUCUUCGGCCGUUCCCCCGGGAAGCCAAGCCAGCAUUCAGACUCAGCUGAAUGGCUGCAGUUGGCAUCAAGAUUGGAGGCCAACCUGGGCAGCUUGAACUCCGAGCUGAAUGCCCACGUUGAGUCUGGUGAUGCUGAAAGUGCUGUAGCAGUUCUGGCUCAGAUCAGCAAGCGCCGUCUAACACCAGACGUUGUCACCUACACUACCCUGAUGAAGGCCGGCGCUCGGAGUGGAUCCCACAGCCCAUUCGAUGUUGAGCAGACUGUGCUUUCAGCAUUGCAGGCGAGGCAUUUCUGCAUCCCUCCGGACCAGCAGCGCCUGAUCUUUGCUGGGAAGCAGCUAGAGGAUGGCCGUACAUUGUCGGACUAUAACAUCCAGAAGGAGUCAACUUUGCACCUGGUGCUUCGCCUGCGAGGAGGACAUUGUCAGGUCCCCUGCGGCAUUUUUGAUGACCCCAAGCUUGUGGCUGAUGUCAAGGAGGCAGUUAGCACUAUCAAGAAAGCGAUGGUUCAAAUAGGCGAGCUCUCCGCAAAUAUGACUGCGCAAAACAUCAAUCAGAUCACGCGCUGGGUCAACACCAAGGAGGAACAUGCCGGCAAGAUCAUCUCGCUCAUGUCGGAGUAUUGCUUGUGCCAAAGAGUGAAGCCCGUCAGCGAUCCAAAGACACCCUUUGCCAGCGAGGAUGAGUAUGUGUCUGCCAUCCAGUCCCAUCACAAAGUUAUGUUGGCAGCUGUGAAAUGUAAGCAGAAUGUCGACCCCGCAGUGGCUGAUGCACUAGACGUUGCUGUGGUUGAGAUGAGCAAGAUGUACAUAAAACAUGCGGGCGGUUAUGGCGCAAAGUGA